Molecule: messenger RNA, 339 nt
Organism: Porites evermanni
Lineage: Eukaryota; Metazoa; Cnidaria; Anthozoa; Scleractinia; Poritidae
Source: the annotation of a GenBank genome assembly
GUAACCCUCGCAAAGGUCACAUGGAAGGGUAUUAAGCAGCUUAUUAGCUCUAAGCGUAGUAAAUUGUCCUUCCCAAAUAGAUUAACAGUAGAUGGUAACACCUUAACCGAUGCCAAAGGUAUAGCUCAUGCCUUCAACAAAUAUUUUGCCUCAGUUGGGCCAAUGUUGGCCAAUGGUAUUCAACAUGGUAAUAGAACCUUUGUGGAAUAUUUAACAAAUUCACAAUGCAAAAGUUUUUAUUCAUCACUAGUAUCAGCGACAAAAGUUGAGAAUGUUAUUUCUAGCUUAAAUACAAGUAAAUCACUGGGGCCCCAUAGCAUUUUAGUGAAAAUUCUUUAA